CCCAUGUGACUGAGAGACAGCACGCACGGCCCAGUUUUAUGUUACUCCGGUGUUAUCUGAGCCAAGGAGAAAGAUUUGAAGAUGGAUGACAUAGAUGCAAUGUUCAGCGAAAUGCUGGGAGAGAUGGACCUGCUAACACAGAGUUUAGGAUUGGAAACUCUGCCCCCCGAACUUCCAUCCAGCUCCCAUCAAGAGCGCAACUUCUCCAUCGGUUUCACGGAUUUGAAUGAGUCUCUGAAUGAACUGGAAGACAAAGACUUGGACGCAUUAAUGGCCGACCUAGUGGCAGACCUGAACAAUACAGAGGAGAAGCUGACAGCCAGUAAAAGCACCCCCUCACAGGCCCAGCUGGACCCCCCCAGCCUGCCUCCCCCCCUGAAGGACUGCGCCCCCUCUGCUCUCCCCGCACCCCCUAGCACUAUCAUUCCCACUCCCGCGCCCCCAGCAGCCUCCUUCCAGGCCCCACCACCUCCACAGCCCUCGAAAUCCCUGCCACCGGAAGAGAUUGAAGCACAGGCUAAAUCUGACAAAAUCAAACUGGCCCUGGAAAAGCUGAAAGAGGCCAAAGUCAAAAAGCUGGUGAUUAAAGUCCUCAUGAACGACGGCAGCUCAAAGACCCUGAUGGUGGAUGAGAGGCAGACAGUGCGGGACGUCCUGGACAACCUUUUCGAGAAGACACAUUGCGACUGUGGUGUGGACUGGACUCUGUACGAGACCAACCCUGAGCUGCAGAUAGAAAGAGGAUUUGAAGACCACGAGUAUUUAGUGGAGCCUUUGUCUGCAUGGACACGAGACAGUGAAAACAAAAUUGUUUUUCUGGAGAGGCCGGAUAAGUACGCUGUUUUCAAGAACCCUCAGAACUACUAUCUUUGGAAGAAAGAUAAAAAUGCUCUGAAGGACAUGAAAGACAGAGACAAAGAGUCUCUUUUGGUGGAGAAUUUCUGCAGAGCUUCCAUCAUUGUGCCAGACCUUGAAGGAGCUCUUUUUCUGAAGGAGGAUGGGAAGAAGUCCUGGAAACGUCGAUACUUUCUGCUGCGGGCCUCUGGAAUUUAUUACGUGCCCAAAGGAAAGACUAAGUCCUCGAGUGACCUAGCGUGCUUCAUACAGUUUGACAACGUGAACGUCUACUACGGCAUGGAGUACAAAAACAAGUUCAAAGCACCAACAGAGUUCUGUUUCGUCCUCAAGCACCCUCAGAUCCAGAAGGAGUCCCAGUACAUCAGAUACCUGUGCUGUGACGAUCAGUGGACGAUGACCCUCUGGGUGACCAGCAUCCGAAUUGCCAAGUAUGGCACGACACUGUAUGAAAACUACAAGGCUGCCCUGAGGAAAGCCCCUGGGACUUCGGUAUGGACGAACCGCACUGUUUCCACCCCCUCAGUACCCUCCCCCGCCCCAAAAGCUAAAGCUGCCAAUGGACAUGGUCCCCAGGCCCCAUUACAACCCACACCUGUCACCACUAUCAUUUCUGAGGCUCAGGAUCACCAUGGUAAUGAGGCCACUCCGUCUUCGUGGAGGCCUACAGCUGCCGCAGAAACGGUCCGGCCACCCACGCUGCCUAAUGCUGCUGUGUUCCCGCCGCCCCCGCCGCCAGCCUCCGCCAGCCCUGUGCCCUCACCCAGAAUGGUCAAACGCCCCCCUGCCGGCGCUCAUCAACACUGUGACACCCCUCCUCCCCCACCCCCAGAGGACUACCUGCCCCCUCCUCCAGACGACUUCCUAGAGCCGCCCCCAGACUUCGUUCCCCCUCCCCCUCCAGGCUAUAGGCUGAACCCGGCAGCGUGCAGGGACAUUCCCCCUGCUAGACCGCCACCCCCUGGGACUUCAGCCAGCCCGGUUCCCGCCCAGAGGAAAAUACCCCCGCCUCCUCCCAAGAGGACGACACCUGUUGCAACAGCAACCUCUGGGGGUAACAUGUCAUAAGUUUCAGACGCUAUGAAGAAACAACAGAAUAGUAUUCGAAAAUGACUGGACGUAU
Molecule: messenger RNA, 1978 nt
Organism: Megalops cyprinoides (Indo-Pacific tarpon)
Lineage: Eukaryota; Metazoa; Chordata; Actinopteri; Elopiformes; Megalopidae
Product: amyloid beta A4 precursor protein-binding family B member 1-interacting protein-like
Exons: 14
Coding region: 82-1923 (613 amino acids)
Biological process (GO): signal transduction
Cellular component (GO): plasma membrane; cytosol
Source: RefSeq, a predicted model, not a curated record